GUUUUUUUGUGUGUAUCUUUUUCUUCUUAUAUCUUAUAGUCAGUCAGUCCAUGUCUAAUGUAGAUAUAAAAUACAAGAAAAAGCUCGGAUAGGAAGCUUACAAAGAUUUGCGAUCAUAUAAAGUUGUUGUUUGGGCGAUCGGUACGUCGUUGUAACGUAGUUGGUAUCCGCAUUUGCUUACUUUUCUAUUGAUUAAUGCGUUAAGCGUGCAGAGCAGAGUAUCACCGCAAGCCGAAAAGUGCAAACCCAACGCCGGAAAAAAUAAAAAUCUUUUUACAAUAGUUGAGUGCGAACCAUCGCGUUAAAAAGACGCGUUUUUUUUUUUUUUUUUUUUUUUUUUGUAAAGAAAACAAUUCUUUUUGAAUACAAAAAAAAACUGAUUUCAAUAGUUAGAAUAGGAAAAAUUGUAGUGAAAUUUGUGUGAAGAUUCGGAUAAAAAAAAAAAAAAAAAAAAAAACCGUAUCAAUGAAUAUCAUGAAAUUUUUUUGGUUACUCUGCUUAAUGCAGAGACAGCUUAGUUUGGGUUUGGCCUGGAAGCCCAUAGUUGGCCAGCCUGUUGCGCCGGUUUUAGCAAAUUCUAAGGCGACUUCAGCAACAUAUACAAGUGCGUUUAGUCUUCAACAAACUCAUCCCGAGUAUGGCAGUGAAUCAACCGCUUUCGCGGCUAUCGAAAGCAAAGAUUUGUCUAAUCAGGAUUCGCUUGCAGCGCAAUUAGCAGUGCCUGUGCCUUCAUCCACUGCCGUAUUAGCUGAUAAAAUAUUAACAGUUAAAACGCCUCAUCCAUCAUUAAUUAUACCCCCCGCUAUCAAUUUUGAAGAUGCAAAAUUUGGCUAUCAAUCGUUGGCCUUCUCCGGGGAUCAAUGCGCUGUUGAAAAAUAUGCUUUCAAUCAUGAUGGUAUCGUUGAAUACAAUAACAAAAUGCCAGAACUGAAGCAAUUCACGAUUUGCUUUUGGAUGCGUUUUACAAACCAUAGCGGUGAUCACGUCGUAUUAACAUACAGCGUUAAAGAUGAUUCGCGCGCCUUUCAAUUUUGGGUCGCAAAUUCGAAAAAUUCUAGUUUUAUAUCGAUGGCUAUAAAAGGUCAACAAAUGUACAGACUUAAUUAUCCAUUACGGGUUCGUCAAUGGCAUCAUACUUGCACUUCGUGGAAUGGCAAAACUGGUGAAUGGCAGGUAUGGCUAAAAGCAGAACGUAUCGGACGCGGUUUCCAUAACUCGCUAGUGAAUCAUAAGAUACGUGCGGGUGGAAAACUGUUCUCGGGCGGUCCCUCAGUCACUGGUAAGGUUGCCGAAGGCUUACACUUCGAAGUGACCUUGAUACAAAUCUAUCGUAUCGCUUUAAGUGCUGGCAAGGCCCAUCGUGAUCACAAGCAUCAUCAUGCUCAUCAUUUUGAUCACGAUGGCAGAGAAAUACAACGUACCACGCGACCUCCACCACCAGCGAUUAACCGUCCUCAGUCAAUGCACAGUUUGCUGGCCAACGGACAGAUACCGACUAGGGUGCGCAUUAAUUUGGCUCAGCCGGUACAGAAACCAAAUAUGCCAGCAUCGAAUUCGUUAAGCGAUCAACCUUUAAGUAUAAACACAAAUUUUGUUAAUGGUCAGAUUAAUUCCGGUUCACGUUUGGUAGCGCAACAGCUAAUCGGUUUGAAUCAAAAUUUUGAUUCCGGCCCUCAAACCAGUCAUACAUUUAACCACCAGGCCGUUUACAAUCCGAAUUCCAAUGCGAACUCGAAUGUGCAGUUCAUAGAUGAAACGGAAACUCGCAUUCUAUUUAAAAGAAACGUCGUCGAUUUGAAGAAGAAAAAGUUUAAGAAAAGAUCGACUACCGCCGAGAAAGAUGGUAAAAUCGUGAAGAAGAGAGGUCUAGUUCUAUUGGACAACGGCAGUGUUUUAGAUGAUCCCCUGCUCGCCGAUGGUAAUCAAUUCAAAUUUGAUGGUUUGGCCGAUUUCGGUGGUCAACAGUUUAAAAACUAUUUGACUGGACAUGGAAAAGAGGAUAUUGAAGACGAGAUCUCAGAACAUGAUCGCGAGCCCGCCGAAGACGAAGUGAAAGCGGUAAUGUCCUUGUGCAGUCUAUGUGAAAUUGAGCCCUUUGAAGGCGCUAUAGUAUUCGCAUGGAAAGGAGGCCACGAACAGCUGGAUAAUGCUCUUAAAGGAUAUAGUGUGGGUGGUUGUGGCGAAUUCUAAAAACAAAUCAAAAAGCAAAAAGCAAAAAACAAAAGUAUUUUCUAUUAAAAGACGACGAGCUAUUCAUUUUUGUACAUAUAUAUAUUUUCAUUUAUUUCUUUUGUAAAAAGUGUUUUUGCAAGUCUUUCACGACUAGUCAGGGAAAGAGGAAAUCUUUUUUUUUUUAUAUUUUCGUUUUUGAAACGUACAAGUUUUUAUUAUUUG
Messenger RNA from Glossina fuscipes, 2394 nucleotides. RefSeq lists its product as uncharacterized. Bases 466 to 2190 code for a protein of 574 amino acids. The record is from RefSeq and is a predicted model, not a curated record. NCBI's taxonomy places the organism in Eukaryota, Metazoa, Arthropoda, Insecta, Diptera, Glossinidae. The transcript is spliced from 7 exons.